Impatiens glandulifera is the source of this 1206-nucleotide messenger RNA. RefSeq names its product probable membrane-associated kinase regulator 1. NCBI's taxonomy places the organism in Eukaryota, Viridiplantae, Streptophyta, Magnoliopsida, Ericales, Balsaminaceae. Gene Ontology annotation, molecular function: kinase inhibitor activity. Gene Ontology annotation, cellular component: plasma membrane. The transcript has a single exon. Bases 75 to 1049 code for a protein of 324 amino acids. The record is from RefSeq and is a predicted model, not a curated record.
UCUCUCUCUAGAAUCUUGUAUAUCAUUCAUCUCUCAAAACCAGAUGAAUAUGUAAAUUAUCAGAAACAAAGAAAAUGGGGAAAAGAAGAACAUCAAAAUCUCAAACUCUUCCUUCUUCUCCAACCCAUUCAUUCAAAUCAUCAUCUUCUUCAUCCGACUUCGAAUUCGCCAUUUCCAUCUCUCCAAGAAAAUCAUCCAAUACCCUUUGUCCCGCCGACGAGUUAUUCUACAAGGGUAAACUCCUUCCCCUUCAUCUAUCUCCUCGACUUUCCAUGGUCAGAACCAUCAUACUAGCUUCUUCUUCAUCUUCUUCCUCGUCUGAAUCCGCCGCCUCUCGAGAUUCCACAGCUAGCCGGAGCUCAAACGAAUCAAGUAGAUCUUCAUUUUCCGGCGACUUAGCUCUCUUAGCCACUGUGGAUUGUGAUUCAUCUAGAACCAGCUCCGUCGCAGAAGAUGACGAGCUCAAACGACUAAACACUAGCUUUCAUGGAGGAAACCUUAACCUUAACCAUCCUGGAAAUAAACCCAAGUUUUCUUUAUCUAGGUUUUCUUCUGUUUUCCGUAAGGAACCGAAAAUAACACGUUCAAUACCGGAAAGCCAAACUGGGUCGUCGGUGAAACGCGUGAGCGUUUCAGCGAAGGAGGUGAUUCGUCGGUAUUUAAAGAAAGUGAAACCUUUGUAUGAAAAACUGUCAAAGCAAAAUCAGAAAAUGACGAAACCUGAACAACAGAUGAUGAGAAAUGAAGCCAAAGGGUCUGAUAUUCUUCCUGUUUCUUUAACAGAGCAGAGUGGUCGAUUGAAAAUGGGGAAUGGAAACAUGUCGCAAUCAUUUUCGGGGAAUUUGGGUUAUCCUAGGAGAAGGAAGACAUAUGUGGCGAGCUGUCCAUCUUCGAUGAGAUCUUCACCUAAUCAUUCUGGGGCUUUGAACCAUCGUAGUAUGUUGUCAAGUUAUAAUCCAUUAAGCUGUGAGGUUUCAUCAAUGGAGGAACUUCAGAAUGCAAUUCAAGGGGCUAUAAUGCAUUGCAAGAAUUCCAUGAGCCAAGGUUGACUGAUAACUAAUGAACUAGAUUGAGUUAUUAUGGUUUGACCCUUUUAAUUUGGUGUUUUUGUAUUUGAUCAUGUGUGUGUUGUGUUCUGUCUUUUGUUUGUAUCUUCUUCUUCAUCUUUCUUUAAUCUUAAUUUGAUAACUUUGCAAUGCUGAUCAA